CUUGCACCCACCACCAUAACCACAUGACCAAUGACCUAUGACCAUAACAUAAUUUUUUUUUUCCGUUGUUUUUGGGUUUUGGUAUCCAUGGACACCACCUAUUCGAUUGCCCCAUCUCUCUUUUUCCCUAAAAGCACAACCCGCUUCCUACAUAAAGCUGCUUCCUUUCCUCAUUCUCCCAUUCCACUCUUCACUCUAUGCUCAACACUGUCACAUGGGUUUUCCAUCUCAUUUCAAAAUGCCCCACAGAGUUAUUUUGUCCCCUUAGCCCCACCUACCCCUUUUGAUGACGCUGCUUCUGUUCUAGCACAGCCGUUUUUGCAUCAAUGGCUCAUAACUCAGAGAACAGUAGCACCUUCUUUGAUCAUGAUUUUCAAUGUGAUGGAGCAGAUGAUUUUAGAAUCUUGCAUUCCUGGAACCACCGGAACCUUGACUCUGGAUAUGAAGAUGGUGGUGGAUCGGAGGAAUUAGCAUGUACUCUGCCCCAGAGUGAGGAAACUGUAAGGGCUAUGGUGGCGAGAGAGAGGGAGCAUUUUCCGAGGGUCGAUUACUUGCAGAGGCUGAGGACUGGGAAGUUGGAAUUGGGUGUUAGGAGGGAUGCACUUGAUUGGAUUUGGAAGGCUCAUGCUUAUUUUGGCCUUGGACCCUUGAGUUUUUGUUUGGCUGUGAACUACUUGGAUCGCUUCCUAUCGGUUUUUGACUUACCGAAAGGUGUAAGUUGGACUGUGCAAUUGUUAGCUGUAGCGUGCUUGUCAAUUGCAGCUAAAAUGGACGAGAUCCGAGUGCCUCAAUCUGUAGAUUUACAGGUUGGGGAACCAAAGUUUGUGUUUGAAGCUAAAACCAUUCAAAAAAUGGAACUACUGGUAUUAAGCAAGUUGAGAUGGAAAAUGUGUGCAUUAACUCCUUAUUCCUUCAUAGAAUACUUCCUUAGCAAGCUCACUUGUGAGAAGCACCCAACAAAAUCAUCCAUUGCAAUAUCAGUGCAGCUCAUCCUCCGUAUAAUCAGUGGUAUCGACUUCUUGGAAUUCCGGCCUUCUGAAAUUGCUGCUGCGGUGGCAAUUUCUGUUUUAGGAGAAUCACAGGCGAAAGAUAUCGAUAAGUCCAUUGCCGAGCUCUUUAUAGUAGAGAAGGAUAGAGUUCUAAAGUGUGUUGAAUUGAUAAGAGAUUUGUCCUUGAACAGUGUUGCUGGCAGUGUAGGAACCAAGGUGCCACAAAGUCCUAUGGGGGUGAUGGAUGCUGCUGGAUGCUUAAGUUACAAGAGUGAUGAAUUAACAGUUGGAUCAUGUUUAAAUUCUUCAGAAGAUAGCCCAAGUCCAAACACUAAGAGUAGUAAAGCAGAAGGACCUUGUAAUGAACCUCCGAGUGAUGAAAUGUGAAUUUUGUUCCUUCACCAAAGUUCAUUUUGUUUGGUUUGUCUUGGGAUUCCUUGGAAACAUUCUCAACGAGAGUGUGCUUUGGAUUAAUAAGAUGUGAAUUUAAGUGGUUCCGUGGGUA
Messenger RNA from Vigna unguiculata (cowpea), 1494 nucleotides. RefSeq names its product cyclin-D4-1-like. The record is from RefSeq and is a predicted model, not a curated record. NCBI's taxonomy places the organism in Eukaryota, Viridiplantae, Streptophyta, Magnoliopsida, Fabales, Fabaceae.